Oncorhynchus nerka (sockeye salmon) is the source of this 4699-nucleotide messenger RNA. RefSeq names its product choline kinase alpha-like. The record is from RefSeq and is a predicted model, not a curated record. Gene Ontology annotation, biological process: phosphatidylethanolamine biosynthetic process; CDP-choline pathway. The transcript is spliced from 12 exons. Lineage: Eukaryota; Metazoa; Chordata; Actinopteri; Salmoniformes; Salmonidae. The coding region runs from base 1141 to 2397 and encodes 418 amino acids. Gene Ontology annotation, molecular function: choline kinase activity; ethanolamine kinase activity. Gene Ontology annotation, cellular component: cytoplasm.
AUUAUGCAAAUCACAAAAUUUUGUUUUUAUUUUACAGUUUGAGUACUCAAAUUAAAGUUUUCUUCCAAAUGUAAUGUCUUCAUGACCUGAUACACUUCGCUGCUCUUUAAGGAGACGUGGUCAAAUCGAGGAACUUUCUGGAACUUUAGUUUCCAUUCUUAAUUUCUGCCCCCACAAAGAUCAUGUGAAUUCCCUGAAAUAUAGGAUAUGUUUUAUUUAUUUAACCUUUAUUUAGCCAGGUAAGACCCAUUGAGAUUUAAAAAACUAUUUUGCGAGGAUGACCUGGCAAGAAGGCCAAACAGUUUUGGCUGCCCUACAUUAUUUGUAAACUGUAGGGGGGUGUCUUCAAAUAAUAUGUAGUGUUUUUAGUGAGAGUUGAUAUUUGAGAAUGGGUAAUGGGACAAAUAGCAUUUGAAGUCUACACUACUCCUUGGGUACACAGACUUGACCUCAGCUUUUGCCAGAUUAAUUGACCCUUUUGUGCACACAGAUCAGCACAAACAUUACAUAGUCACAACAUUUGUAGGAAAUGCACUGUGAAAAUAUGAAAUUCCCAGAAGUCUCCCGUUGAGGUGUAAACUGUUUUAUAGAAAGUCUUGUUGAAUUAGAUCUUGAAUAACAAAAGCAUAAUUCAUAGCAUGGAGUAAAGUCAGUUGUCUGCCCACCACUCUGGCAAACAGAAUAAUUGUUUUUCACGGAUAAAAGCAAUAGCAAGAGGACAAUGGUUUGCUAUCUAUCAUUUGCGAAAUAACUACAAGGAGGCUUUCAUUGUGCAUGGGAAAUGGUGCUGGGUUGGCUUUGUUUGCUCGUGAAAGGACGUGCCCGUGCCAACCAAUGAGAGGAGAGAAUGAGUGCGGUAGUAUGACGUGUAGAUGCAAAUCCCCUCGAUUUCAGCCUAUUGCCUGACUCAACCAGCAAGUGUGUGUCUUCAGUCUUCAUUCCUUGCCACGGAACGAACCUGUUUAUUCUGCUGUCUGAAUAAAACGGACGCGUGUUAUUGUUUUGCUGGGGAUUAAAGACAUAUUGCUUGAAAGCAAAUCGUAUAUUUUUCUUCCUCAACGCAAGACUGCGUAAUUAUAAAUUUACUUUAAUUUAAUUAAUUCAUAACUGUACGCUAUUUAGUAUUCAUUUUAAGACAAAAUGAAGACAAAAUUUAUCAACGGGGUGUCAUCCUCCCCUUCUAUGGCCUUGGGUUUGUUGGUCACUGAAAACGCACUUGAGGUCCAGCCAGACACUGAGGAUGAAUGCAAGGAAAUCAUCCGACCGGAUGAGCCCGACCAGGACACGAAGCGCAAGGCGUAUUUAUGGUGCAAAGAUUUUCUCCACGGUGCGUGGAAAACGGUGACAGAAGAGGAUUUUCAAAUCAGCAUAAUAAGGGGUGGCCUCAGCAACAAGCUCUUCCUCUGCGCCCUACCCGACAUCCAAACCAGUGUAGGUGAUGAACCCCGCAACGUCCUCUUGCGUCUGUAUGGAGCUAUUCUACAGAUGUCCUGUAAUAAGGGGGAGCCCAGACAGUCAAACAAAGAAAAUCUCUUUCAAGGUGCUGAGGCCAUGGUGCUGGAGAGUGUGAUGUUUGCCAUUCUGGCUGAGCGGGAGCUUGGGCCCAAACUCUUUGGCAUCUUCCCUCAGGGCAGACUGGAGCAGUUUGUCCCAAGUCGUAAACUGGACACGGAUGAGCUGAGCAUGCCUAGCAUAUCUGCUGAAAUAGCUGAGAAGAUGGCCAAGUUCCAUGGUAUGAGGAUGCCUUUCAACAAGGAGCCCAAAUGGCUGUUUGGAACUAUUGACAAGUACCUGAACCAGGUGAUGAGACUCACCUUCACCAGGGAGUCCCACAUGCUCAAGUUUGCCCGUCUGAUGAGCUGUAACCUGCCCCAGGAGAUGGAGAAUCUCAAGUCUUUGCUGGACUCCAGUCAUUCCCCUGUGGUUUUCUGCCACAAUGACUGUCAAGAAGGAAAUAUCCUUCUCCUCAGUGGUUGUGAAGGCACUGACAGACAGAAGCUCAUGCUGAUUGACUUUGAAUACAGCAGCUACAACUACAGGGGAUUUGACAUAGGAAACCACUUCUGUGAAUGGAUGUAUGACUAUACAAAUGACAAGUUCCCAUUUUUCCAUGUCAACUCAAAUAAUUAUCCCACUAAAGCCCAACAGCUACAUUUCAUUGGAAGCUACCUGUCAGAGACUGAGCAGGGAUUUGAGAAUCAGAGCGCUGAAGACCAGAUGAAACUCAAAGAGGAGCUGUUUGUGGAAGCCAACAGGUUUGCUCUGGCUUCGCACUUCUUCUGGGGUCUGUGGUCGAUGAUCCAGGCGAGAAUCUCCACCAUUGAGUUUGGGUACAUGGAGUAUGCCAUGGCCAGGUUUGAUGCAUACUUUGAGCAGAAACGGAGCUUGGGGGUCUAAGCGAGGGACCACAUACUGUAACAAGGAGGUGGAGGAUGAAUGGAUUAACAGCGCUUAAUUGAAAAUAAUGCAGACAGGCAAUCAGGGUGUAGGACCAUGCUUUAAUGGCGAACCUGUGCUUUGGGAAUGAAACGCUCACUAUAGUUGGUAUCGCAUGGACCAAAGUGAAACCAUGAAUAUCUGGUUUGGUGCCCCAUGCAUCGCUGCUCAGUGUCUGCACAAUACUACGCUCCUUUAUAACACACGCUCACAGGGUCAAGAUUGUUCUUGGCCUGUCUUUUCUUCAAAGAACAUCAGGAAGAUUAAGACAGGGAUAAAAAUCUUCAUUCUGAACGGAGGUGUAAGUUACAUCCGCAGGAAGUCCAUUCCUGUUUGGAAAUGUUCUGGCGUAGCUCAAAAGAACAGAAGUCUCAAUGAGCCUUAAAAAUCCUUGCUUAUUGAAAACCCAGUAAUCUCUUAUCUGUGACCCAACGGCAAUAGUACAUUUUCUGUGACAUAAGAGCAAGGUUCAAAACAUACGUCAAAUAACGAAACUCUCAGUUUCAAUUGAUUGUUAGUUUUUUUUGCAUCCAUGCUAUACAUGUCAGUUUUCCUUCAUUCUUUAUCAAAAAUAAUUCCUCUAAGAUGACUUGCAUAUGGAAAUAUUUGGAGCCACCAAUUAGAUGGGUGCGUCUCUGGCUAACAGCAUUUCCCACCUGCAGUACUGUAAAUAUCAUCUGAUAAAUGUGACCUGAAACACAGUGUACUCUUCGAAAAAAGGGUUCUUCAAAGGGUUCUCCUAUGCGGACAGCUGAAAACCCCUUUUAAGGUUCUAGAUAGCACCUUUUGUUCUAAGAGUGUAGUAAUGGUGACCUCACUACCCUACUCUGUACUUACAAUAGCUGGGGAUUGUGUAGAGUAAGAGUAUCAGCUCUGAAUAGGUCAUUGAAAUGGUAUUGGUAUUCAAACAGAUAUAUUCAUUAUGAAAAUGCAGGUCCUUCUACACCUUUGGGGUUUUAGUCUGGGUUUCUGUACAGCACCUGGUGACAUUAGCUGAUGUAAGAAGGGCUUUAUAAAUACAUUUGAUUGAUUGAUUGAAUAUAUCACAGAUAGUACAUUGGAUAAGUAAGGAAAUGGCAAACAGGAACGCUCUCAGCUUUAACUCAAACAGACCAACAAUAGAGAUGCUUACUGUGCUAUUCAGCUGGAGUAAACAGUUGCAGAUGUGAGAAGAACUGUAAAUAAGUUGUAAAAAAAUCCUCAUGUAGAGGUCUUUAAUAUGUAUAAUGAUAUAUUUAGAAUGUGUUUGGGGACUGGAAAUAUUUACUUUACUUUUUUUUGGUGAAAAAUUCAUAACCAAACUGUGACAAUUAGUGCUGUUUUAAUAUGAAUUUAUAUUCUGUAUUUCAUCAUUCUAUUUGUUUUAUGUAAACAUGUUUAUUUAAUCUGGUUAAUAUAAUAUUGAAACAAAUAUGAGCCUUCACUUUGAAAUUACAUUGUUGCGUAGGCUACAAUGUCAGUGGCACUUCAAUCUCAUUCACCAGACACUUCUUCCCAAUGCUCAUACGCUAUUAGCCUGGGAGCGAGAUGAGUGGCACUUUCCUGACCAGUUGCAUUUUUAAGGAUAACGUUUGAAAUGUUUUCCUUAAAUGGAAUAUGUAUUUUUCUUAAUAAGAAAAUUGUCUCUUUCCUUGUUGAAACACAUCUCACUCCUGUUUUCUCAACACCUGCUAUAUCAUUAUUGUGUGAUCAACUACAUUCCAUUUUCAGGUAUAUGUUGUGUAUAUUUGUAUGUACAUUACACCUCUCUUUCAUGAUAUAUUAUUAGUUUGAGAUAAUAAAAUAAGAAUUGAUCCAAAUGUAUUCAAAUGGAAUUGUAAUUGACAGUGCCACAUACAGUUUUCUGAGUAUUUCCUUGCUGUAUUUCAUGUUUUGCCAUUCAAUACAGAGAUCAAAUAACAUGUGAUUGAUUAUCCAAACAUGAGGGAAGAAGGAGCUCCUCUACAUUACACUGAAUAUUGUUGAUUAUGAAUAUUGUAAUCUUAUGGAUAAUUGAACUGAAUGUCCAAUUUGUAUAUGCUGUGAAAGGAUCCCAACUACUCUAUUUUGUGAGUGCAAACGUUUAGCCUGGCUUACCUAUAAAGAUAGCUAUGCAGAUAUACACUAAAAUAAGAAAAUAUGUACCGUAUAAAUUCUUCCCUUGUAAAUAGCAAGGGUCAAGUCAUUUGAAAAUGUACCACUAUGGCAUGUUCAUUAUAUACACUUACUGUACCUUCUACUGCUUUGCACAAGUACUACAAUAAAGAUAAAGAAAUAAAACGUG